GGGAAAUAUUUCGAAGAUAGUGUCAGGAUUACUCUCGUUCAUAUCAUGAUCAUAUUUCAUAUCAUAAUAUAUUCCAAAGAUAUCAUCACAGGAGUAUAGUAGAGAGGGGGGACAUUAAAAAAUGCUCCUAACUGAAAAUUGGUAAUUUAAAGAAUGGGACAAAGAGUUCGCAAUUAGACAGAGAAGACUGGCUAUUUUUGGACAUCAACAGCGUCAUUUUCUUCGCUCUAUAGAAUUUUUACCACAAAGAUAAUUAUUGUAGCACAUACCGACAAGGAAAUGAGCCGCGAUCACUGUACUGAGUCUGUGUGUUUUGAACCCGCCUUCUCUGGGAGGUGCUUAACGUUUAAAACGUUUUGUUUCAAUGAGUAGCGACUCAAAUCGUCACCUCGCUUUAGUGAAGUAACUUCGAAGACUACAGUACUGAAGCUCGCGUGGUAACAACCUUCAAACCUGGUGUUUUCUAAACAAAAUGGCCUUCAGCCCGCGGUAUUUCGUGCUGGCAUUCCUUGUGUUUACGCUUCACACGGAGAUAACAUCGUCCACCAGAGAGGAAGAUUUCGAUUCCAUGAGAGACGAAGCAUUUGAAACUGAAGAAAGUUUUGGAGAUAAGGAACUGGAACCUCGCUCUGAUAAAGAAAACCUGGAGCCUGGCUCUAAAGAAGAGGAUCUGGAGCCUCGCUAUGAAAUAGAAGAGGAGCUGGAGCCUCGCUCUAAAGAACAGGACUUCGAACCUCGCUCUGAAGAAGAAGAAGAGCUGGACCCUCGCUCUGCAGAAGAAGAAGAGCUGGAGCCUCGCUCUGAAGAAGAAGAAGAGCUGGAGCCUCGCUCUGCAGAAGAAGAAGAGCUGGAGCCUCGCUCUGAGGAAGUAGACGAGCUCGAGCCUCGCUCUGAAAAAGAAGAGCAGCAGGAACCUCGCUCUGAAGAAGAAGAGGAGUUAGAGCCUCGCUCUGAAGAAGAGAUGUCUCAACCAAGCACUCUCUACAAAAGAGGACAUCGCCGUAGAAGACGAGCGGGCAAUUCUCGCGUGCGAUCCCGUAGAAAAUCACGCAAACGCAUACGCAUACGUCGACCAAGUCGACGUCGACGUCGUCGUCCCUCUGGUAACCCCUGUUCACCCUCACCUUGUCAUAAUAGAGGAUUAUGCAGAAAGAUCAGAUUGCGUCGAAGAAAAUCCUAUACGUUCAUGUGUCGAUGCAGACGAGGAUAUUAUGGGAAAAAAUGUGAAAAUGCUAUUACGCGCUCCCCGUGCAGCAAACGGCCAUGUUUAAACGGCGGGAUAUGCAAUAGGUGGGGGAGAAGAUGGACUUGCAAGUGCAGACAUGGUUACAGUGGCCCCAGAUGUCAAUAUGGAUCAAGCACGUGUUACGCACGAGGUGACCCACACUAUGUUACAUUUGACAAAAAGAGAUUUAACUUUAUGGGAACAUGUGAAUACGUCUUGACCGAAGAUUGCGCCGGAGGUCCUGCUAAAGAGUUCGUUGUUUUUGUAAAGAAUGUUAGGUGUGGCUUUGGUUUCAUAUCUAGGGUUUCGUGUACGGAGUCUGUAAAGAUACAGCUAGCUGGUGAUAAGAUUGAACUGACCAGAAACGCCAAUUUUGUGUUGAUAAACAGCGUCAAGACCUCCGAUUUCCCUGUGGUGAAGUCAGAUUAUGAAGUAACGAAACCUAGCUCCAGCGAAAUAUACGUGACUUCCAAUAAGGUGGGUCUGAAAUUGACCUGGGAUUGUAGAAAUUCAGUGACAGUGACCCUGAAUAAGCGUCACAAAGGAAAAACAUGUGGACUAUGUGGAAACAACAACGGAAAGCGGACAGACGACAACCCGCUGUCUAAAAUUUCGAAAGGAUGCAAACCGCUCCCCGAACGACCCUGCGUCCCAAACGCCGUCACAAAAUCUCAGAUUGACAAAUGUAAAUUGAUGAGGUCCUCGCCUUUCCGAGCAUGCAAUUCGGCCGUCGAUCCGAGUAAUUUGAUUGCUAAUUGUGAAUAUGACGUAUGCAGAUGUGAGAACCCGAUCGAUUGCGUGUGUUCGUCUUUCGCCAGCUACUCCAAGCAGUGUGCUGAUAAUGGCAAGAUUGUUAAUUGGAGAUUUGCAGGAUCCUUCUUGUAUCCAUCUUUGAAAGCUUGUGCGAAAAAGUGUGAAAACUCUGGCGAGAUUUUCAAGGAAUGCGGCUCGGCGUGCGAAAGAACGUGUCGUGAUCUAGCACGUGAUGUUCAGUGCAGUGAGGAGUGCAUACCCGGAUGUCAGUGCCCGGAUGGCCAACUUCUGAACGAUGAAAAGCGAUGCAUUCCGAUUGCUCAAUGUCCGUGCCAGUACGAAGGGCAGGAAAUCAAAGCGGGAGAUGCGGUUGAAGUCGGGAAAUGUGAAACUUGCACUUGUACAUCUGGGGUGAUGGCUUGCGUUGAUGAUAGAGAUUGUAAUGAGAAAGGACCAUGUGAAUCUUUCCCCUGCAAAAAUAAUGGAAAAUGCACGGAGAACGGAGCAUUGUUCAAAUGCGAAUGUGUUGGAGAUUUCCAAGGGGAGACAUGUGAUGAGCCGAAACCGCAGCCAUGCGAUUCGUCGCCGUGCAAAAAUAAUGGGAUUUGUAGCAACGAAGGAGCCUCAUUCUCCUGUCAGUGCAGAAAUAAUUUCAUUGGCAGGACAUGUGAGAAAAAACCACCAAAUCCUUGUAUUCCCAAUCCUUGCCUUAACCGGGGCGUUUGUCGUGUGAUCGGAAAUGGAUAUUCCUGUAAAUGUCCUGUGCUCUUUGGCGGCACAAAUUGCGAGGAUGAGCAGUCAUCAUGUAGAGCUGUUGGUGACCCACAUUACACAACGUUUGACAACAAAAGAAUCGAUUUCCAAGGAAAAUGUGAAUACAUCUUUGCCGAAGAUUGUGGUCCAGGGAAGUUCUUUAGAGUGUGGACGAAGAACUUGGCUUGCGGGCGCUCGGCUGCAUGCGUUUCAUUUGUGAGAAUUCAGAUCGAUGGUGUCGAGAUAAAGUUGACGCGGGAACUGGGAACGGCCAUCGUGAACGGGGCAAAGAUCAAGAAUUUCCCUCUGAAACGAAAAGGUUUUGUUAUUACAAGCCCAAGCGUGCGGUGGCUCCACGUGACCACUGAUAUUGGAGUUACAGUGCGUUGGGACUGUCGUCACAGCGUGACAGUGGUCAUCCCCAGCAAGUACAGAGGGCAAACGUGCGGACUUUGUGGCAACAACAAUGGAAAUCCAGCGGAUGAUACCAUCAACGCGAAAGACUAUCCGUGUGUACCCCCUGUGGGUAGUUGUGUGGCCGCGAACAGCGACGCUGCAAAGAUCGUGGCGAAGUGCGAGCUGAUGAAAAAACCACCAUUUUCCACGUGUAAUGCGAAGGUGAAUCCAAAUGAUUUCAUAGCUGACUGCAAAUUCGACGCCUGCAGAUGCAAGGACCCGAUGCUAUGUGUGUGCGAUUCGUUUGCAGCGUACAGUCAGAUCUGCAGCAGAAAUUCUAUCGUGCUUGACUGGAGGUUUGUUGGAAAUACCGUGGCUUCUCUGCCGCUUCCUCAAUGUGUUCAGCAGUGUAAAAUUCCUGGUCAAAUUUUCACUGAGUGCGGUUCGUCAUGCGCGCAAAGUUGUCGCGACUUGUCACGUGUUACGAAAUGCAACGAGCAAUGUGUUCCCGGAUGUCAAUGUCCUCCUGGGUCGGUUCUAAGCGAUCAUGGUAAAUGUAUUUCAAUUUCUGAGUGUUCAUGUGAAUUUGAGGGGAAAACACUCCAACCAGGCGAGAGUACAGAAGUUGGAAAUUGCAAAACUUGCACGUGUGAUAUGGGAGCAGUAAAGUGUGUGAAGGACCGAAGUUGUUCAAACGAAGGUCCGUGUGACUCGUUUCCAUGUCAGAAUGAUGGGAUAUGUUCCGUGAAAGGAAAUUCAUUUUCAUGCAAUUGCCCAAGCGAAUACCAAGGAGCUACGUGCGAAGAGCGAAAGCCAACACCAUGUGAUUCACAGCCAUGUCAAAACGACGGUGUUUGUACCGUCAAGGAUGGCUCGUUCACGUGUGAGUGUCCCGAUGGGUUCAUUGGAACGACUUGUGCAGAUGCAGAAUGCAUGGACACUAAACUGGACAUACUCUAUAUAGUCGACGGUUCAGGCAGUGUUAGAGAAACUAACUUUGAAAAGAUCAAAGCAGGACUAAAAAAGAUGAACAAAAAAUUUGCUAUCGGGCCUGACAAGGUACGAAUAGCCCUUAUGCAGUUUGGGAGAGCAACUGAAACAAAAAUUGAAUUCAAUUUUGACGAGAAAACCUCUUUGGCCGCGGUUAAUGAAGGUGUUGAUGAUAUGAAAUGGCUUGCAUCGUUGAAAACCGCAACUGGUGAUGCAUUGAAGAGAGCCAGGGAAGGGAUCUUCAACGGCAAAAACGGGGACCGGAGCGAUGCUCCUGAUGUUUUGAUAUUGUUUACGGACGGGAUAGCGACAGAUACGGCUUCGGUUGAUCAGUUUGAGGAGGCAAAGAAGUUAAAGGACGCUGGUGUAAAAAUUAUCACCGUCGCUAUGGGAGGCCAGGAUUUUAUUGACAAAUAUCGGGAAAACCUUCAAAGGUUGGCAAGUGUGGAUGAGAGUACUGACCAAGUACUGCAGUUUGAAGCUGAUUUUGAAAAUUUGAAUAAAAUCACAAGUAAACUUGUCCAAGGCGCCUGCUAGAAGCUGUGUUAUAUACCAAACUCACCCACAGCAUAGUAAAAAUGUGCCAUAAUAUCAGCGUUCAUUUUGUUACCUCUGAAUGGAGAACAUCCUUACAAUUAAUACACUUAAUACUUAUUGCACUGUUGGAAGUCCGGGUUAACGGACCGAAAGACCUGCAUAAUUAUAAUUAACAAAUACAUGCACGUAGUGUUUUCUACAAAUUGAUUAUUUAAGUUAAUCGUUACAUUUUUUCUGAAUAAAUGCAGUAUCUAUAGUU
Molecule: messenger RNA, 4913 nt
Organism: Dendronephthya gigantea
Lineage: Eukaryota; Metazoa; Cnidaria; Anthozoa; Malacalcyonacea; Nephtheidae
Product: von Willebrand factor-like
Exons: 21
Coding region: 473-4654 (1393 amino acids)
Cellular component (GO): extracellular matrix
Molecular function (GO): calcium ion binding
Source: RefSeq, a predicted model, not a curated record